AUGGAUGGAUCGUUUACUAUUCUCUUCAUGAAGAAAGGCAGUAUGGAGAAUAGAAUUCCAGGUUACCUUGAACAAAAGUUUAGUCCACAAUGUAUAGGGGUUUCAAAACCAUUUUUCCCCGAUAUAAGGAAUGCAAAAGUGAAGCCGGAGCAGACUGCCCAUACAACCAGGAAGAAGUCCCGAAUUCGACCGUAUGACAGAGCAGAACCAGAAGAGGCUGAUGCCAUAAAACAUAUUUUUAGGCUUAGAGAAAAGCUUGAGUGGGAAACUCCAUCAUUUCUGCGUUCUCUGAAGUACCACCCUAAGACUGUGCUCCCAAGGCGCAGCCUAAAGGAAUGCUUGAAAGAUGACGGGGAAUUCAUAUACUGCCUUCCUAUGGAGAACAGCAGGGGCAUGUUUAACGAGUAUGACCUGCAAGCAGUCUCUGUCUACAGAGCGAAAAACUGCAGAGAGUUUUGGAUGGUCACUGCUUCAUUUGUCUCCAAGAUCACUAAAACAGGCGUCAACAUGGAGGACGUGGAGCUUAUGCCUACGAUGGACUGGCUCUAUGAAAGACAUUACUUCUAUUUACUGCAGAAGUUUAAGAUAUUUUACAACUUCCGGCUAAAUAAAGCCUUUGUUACUUGGAAACUGAAUGUUAAAAGACAUAAGACAGAGACUAGCAGGUCAUACCUGUACCACCAUCUUUUCUGGGCUGAUGAGUUAUUUCAAACUUGUUUGCUUUAUGUGAGAGGACUCUGUGAAGAUGCCAUGACUCUCAAAAAGAAAAAUAAAGACAAUUCGUCCGCCAUCUGCCUUAUCAAGGUGGACACUUCUCGAACACACGUUCUGGGAAAGUUUUGUGAAGAGCAGUUACAGCAAGCCACCCAGGCAGUUGCACAACUCGAGGAGAUCAGGAGUAAAGCGAUUGUAGAGAUAAAGAAUGCAGCCUUAAAGGUUGCAGAAAAGAAAAAUGUUAAGGAAUACUUUGAGUCAAAACCAUCUGAAAUCAACACAACACAUUUCAAGCUGCCCCAGUAUCGAAAUCUAUUGGAAAAAAAUCUGAAGUUUUUAAAGCUGAUUGACUACCUAUUUCAAGAACUCAUUCGCCAGCUCAUGAACUCUGCACUCACCCAACUCCUGGAUCUCUUCACUGGUUCUGCGAGGAUGCCAUUUUCAAAGGAAAAAAGGAAUGAAAGUCUCAUGAGAGACAGAAAGAUCUUUUCUAGAAAGGAAUCAGAUGAUGAUGAACUUGUUGUCUCAAGUUUAACUACUCCUUCUAUUCAAAGCUUACAACCAAAACCAGACACUAAUGUUAAAGAGACUUUUAACAGUCAUCCUGUGGCAAUGGAUUUGAAGAAAACAUAUGCUCCAAUAUUUGAGGUCAACCUCUGUCUGAGAAUUCCCACUGCGAGUGAUUCUCCAGAGGACCCUGAAGGGGCGACUCGGAAGACUGAGAAAAACCUUGAAGAGUCUUUGCUGUGUGAGGAUGAGGAACUGGAGAACCGGAAAAGAACUGCAAGUGAAGACCUGCUCAGCCAGUACAACCAGCCGAGCAAGUUUGGCACCCUCCUGAAACGCAUCCUUUCAGACUCAGGACUCCGGCUUGAGUCUGACCAAGAACACUUCUAUAAUAAAUUUUUUGAAUUCCCAACAAACCUCUUUAUGGAUCCCAACAGACUGGACUUUUCGACACAAUUCCAAAAUAUGAUAGCAACUAUAGAAAAGUAUGUCACCUCAAUCGUCCCUUUUCACCAAGAUCCUCGCCUGUCUAUCCUUGUUGAUUUGGUUUCAGUUCCGGAUUUAUCUAAUGAGACAAAAAGUGUAGUCAAAUAUAAGAAGCAGCACCGAUGGCCAGAUUUCCAUAUCCUCUUUGACACAGACACUGACUACCAGAACAAAAUUGUGGCUCUGCUGACGAUUAUUGGGAAUGCAGUGGGCCUGGCUAGCGACUACAGCUGCAGGUUUCUGAAAUACUGUUACAUGGUAGAAAAGGCCAAAGUCAUGACUACAAAACUGCCGUUCAUGAAGAACUUAACAUCCAUCGAGUUUAAAAGUAUAAUACAUAAAUUCAGAAGCUACCUAAAGCAGAUUGUGACCAUGACUAUUGAGAUGCGUAUUGGAAUUUUUUGUGUGAAGACUCUGGAUUAUCAAUUAGCAUGCUUACCAUAUGUUGAUGGCAUCAUACAAAUGAGCUACGACCUGUUACAAUAUACCAUUGAGGACAAAAGUGCAAAUCUAUUAGAAACUUUAGACUCGCUGCUGCGCCAAAUGGACUCGGAGCCUGUGGAAGUGGAAGAAUUUGUGAUACAUUUGAAUUUUUUGGAUGGCAUUUUCUUGAGCUUGUCUGAAGUAGAAAAGGAUUUCUGCACAAUUUCUGAGCUGUAUUCCAUUGUGAGGCAUUACCAGAUCGAUGUGUCAGAAGAGCAGAUCGCCAUCUACAAAAUCAUCUUCAUGAAGUUCAAUCAUCUAAAAACAUCCAUGAAGUUCGUCGCCACGAAUAAAGAAGCCAGUCUCACUAAAUUCAGGAGCAGUUUGGAAGCAUAUAUUGUCAACCUACGAGUGGAUGUCAGUAACUUAAAAGAUAAGAUAAGAAGCCCUAUCCUACUGUCUGCCAGCACUCCAAUACCAAGAGCCAAGGAAAUCGUGCAGUCUCUCUCAGCAGAAGCUGAAAGCUUGACUCUCAAGGUGAAAACCUACUCAAACUACCAGAACUACUAUGAUGAAGCCCAUCUCCAUCUGAAUGCUGUCAGCAUGGACGAGAUGAGUCAUAUAGUGUUGUCGGAAAUCUCCGAAAUUGAGUGUGACCUGAUGCUGAGGAAAUUAUUAUGGGAAGCACAAGAAGAGUGGGGGACAUAUUUCUGGGAAUGGAGGAACUGUACUCUCCAAAGCAUUGAUAUCGAUUUAGUGAAGAACAACGUCUCCAAGUGGCUGCAUAUAAUCAUUGUACUGGAAAAAGGCUUACCUAAGAAUGAUAUGGUAACCCUGCUCAAACAGUCAGUGUCGGACUUCAGACAAGAGCUGCCGAUCAUCACAGCCCUGGGAAAUGCCUGCCUCAAGGCGCGGCACUGGGAGGCUCUGCAAGGCAUCACUGGAAGGUCAUCCGCUCUCAAUAAAAACCUCUCCAUAGAGAAGCUUCUAGCUCUCAAGUUGUUUCCGUAUGAACAGAAAAUAAAUGAGAUAUCAAUCUCAGCAACUAACGAAGCUGCUCUUGAAAAAAUGCUGUUUAAGAUCAUCGAUCUCUGGAACACGACUCCCUUGCAUCUGGUCCCUCAUCACACAGAGGGCCGCUCCAUCCUCAUCAUCUCCUCUACUGACGACUUGAUAGCCCAGCUGGAAGACUCCCAGGCCAUCCUUGCAACAAUCAAAGGAUCGUCCUACCUCAGGCCAAUUAAGCAACUUGUGAAUAAAUGGAAUCAAAACUUAGCCCUCUUCUCUCAGACCAUUGAUGAAUGGGUGACCUGUCAAAGAACUUGGCUUUCUCUUGAACCAAUCUUUCAGUCUUUAGAAAUACAAAAACAGCUUGCGGCAGAAGCAAAACUGUUCUCCCAGGUGCUUCUCACGUGGAAAGAAAUAAUGUCACGGGUACUGAACAAACUAGACGCCCUGCAUAUAACCAUCAGCACAGGGAUUCUCAGCGUUCUGAAGAGUUGCAACAGCAAUCUUGAGAACAUAAAGAAAAGUCUUGAGGAAUACCUUGAACUUAAAAGAAUGAGUUUCCCGCGAUUUUUCUUCCUCAGCAACGAUGAACUUCUUGAUAUUCUAGCUAACUGCAAAAAUCCCAACUCCGUACAGCCUCAUCUUGUGAAAUGUUUUGAAAACAUAAGACGCAUUCUAUUGUGGAAACAGGACGUCGGCCCUCCCUCUGUGAAGAUGCUCAUCUCUGCGGAAGGGGAAGGCCUGGUGAUGCCCAAGAAAAUCCGUGUAAGAGCGUCUGUAGAACAGUGGAUGGUAAAUGUAGAAAAAAGCAUGUUUGAUGUGCUGAAGAAAUUUAUAACUCAAGGUAUUGAAGACUGGAAAUACCAUUCUUUUUCUGACUGGGUCAUGUCACAUCCAGGGCAAGUGGUCAUCACUGUGAGCCAGAUUAUGUUUUAUAAUGACUGUUGGAAAAGUUUUAUGAGUCAUAAUCCAAGAGAAAUGCUAGAGGCAGUCCAAGCCCGUUUGCUGCAUCAUCUGGAAGAUAUCGCGGUACUGGUCACACUGAAUACUAGCAACCAGCGCACAAAAACCAUGCUGGCAGCAACAUUGAUCAUCUAUGUCCACUGCAGAGACAUCAUGACGGAUGUGCUAGUUAAGAACAUCUUCAGCAUCCAGGACUUUGAGUGGACCAGACAUUUGCAGUAUAAAUGGAAUGAGAAGCAGAAACUGUGUUACGUUCUUCAGGCAAACACCAGCUUUGUUUAUGGCUAUGAGUACUUGGGUUGUGCGCCAAGGUUGGUCAUCACUCCCCUCACAGAACGAUGCUGGCUCUCUCUCUCUGAGGCACUCUACUUCAACAUGGGAGGCUGCACUGCUGGGCCUGCGGGUACCGGGAAAACUGAGACUGUUAAGGACUUAGCGAAAAGCUUUGGUAAACAUUGUGUGGUCUUCAACUGUUUUGAAGAUUUGGAUUAUAAGAUCAUUGGGAAAUUAUUCUUUGGAUUGGUGCAGUCAGGGGCUUGGUGCUGCUUUGAUGAAUUCAACCGAAUCAGUAUAGAAGUCCUCUCGGUCAUUGCCUCGCAGAUCCUGGCGAUCAAGAUUGCCAAAAGCAGCUAUUCUGUCAGGUUCGUACUGGAUGGUAGAGAAAUACGGAUCAAUAUGUCAUGUGCAGUGCUUAUCACCAUAAAUCCUGGAUCUACAGGUCGGGUUGAACUCCCAGAUAACUUAAAAUAUCUGUUCCGCUUAGUGUCGAUCAUGGUGCCCCACUAUAAAAUGAUCACUGAAGUAACUCUGUUUUCGUAUGGCUUCAAAUCUUCACAAUCACUGUCUGGAAAGAUAGUUAACCUUUACGAUUUAGCUGACAAGCAGCUCUCAAAACAGGAACAUUAUGAUUUUGGCUUGAGGACCUUGAAGACAGUUCUAAUAAUGACAGAAAAGAAGAUACUGGAGCAUAAAUGUGGCAGCAGUGAGCACCUCUCAGAGUUAGAUGAGUCCCUCAUCCUCAUCGAGGCCAUCCGAGAAGCCAGUUUGUCGAAGUUCCUUCCCGAAGAUGUCUUACCUUUUGAAAAGAUCAUAGAAGAUGUUUUUCCUAGAAUAACGGUUUCAAAAAUAAAUCACCUUACCUUGGAGAAAGCAAUAUCUACUGCAACAGGACAAUUAGGCUUUCAACAUUGGCCAUCUCAGAAAGAAAAGAUCAUACAGUUUUAUCAACAGCUUCAGGUUUGUGUUGGCGUGAUUCUAGUGGGCCCAACAGGCGGAGGAAAGACGACAGUCAGGAAAAUUUUAGAGAAAGCAUUGAUAACACUUCCAGUUGCUUCUACCUUACUCGUGAAAGAGAGGCAAUGUGAUUCAAAGUCCACAGGGAAAAAGGGGAAAGUCGAUGUUUGUGUUUUGAAUCCAAAAUGUAUCACUCUUGGUGAACUGUAUGGACAGCUGAACAUUAAUACCAUGGAAUGGAACGAUGGGUUACUAUCGGCGGCAAUUCGAAAUUAUGUCCACAUGAGCACUGCAGAUUACUCUAAGAAAGACAAUGAUUUUGGAAUGUCAGGAAUCACAGACUUAUCUAAUAUUUUCCAAGUUGGUUUCACUACGAUAGCGGAUAUGGAUAACAACAUUUUUAUGGGUGAACUAGAGAAAAGUUUUAAAACUCCAGAAAUCCAUGAUUUUGACUGGCAAUGGAUUGUUUUAGAUGGCCCAAUCGACAGCCUAUGGAUAGAAAAUCUAAACACUGUGCUUGAUGAAACUAGAACACUGUGCCUGGCAAACAGCGAAAGGAUUAGCCUGACUAACAAGAUCAGAAUUGUUUUUGAGGCAGACUCUCUCUUUGACGCCACCCCCUCUAUCGUCACCCGGUGUGCUAUAGUGUACAUGGACCCUGUUGAUCUGGGAUGGGAGCCUUACAUGAAGUCAUGGCUUCUAAAAAGUUCAAAAAGUAUAAGUCAACAAGGAAUACAGUGUCUUGAAAAGAUGAUUAAUAGAAGUGUUACAGAAGGGAUGAAAUUUCUGAGAAAGCAUAGACAGUUUCUACCAUAUCCCAUACAGGAUGUGACAGUCGUCAUGACUCUGUGCAGAAUUUUAGAUGCCUUUUUUGAAUUCAUGCAUAUAAAACAAGGAACUCCAAAAAGAAAUAGACGGAGGAAGAUUCAAGUCUCCAACAAAGUCUGGAGGCAUGGCAUCAGUGGUCGAGCACUUGCCUGCUACCACAAGGAUGAGGGGUCAUGGUUCCUGGAGAGAAACCCUGAGAAGCUCCCAAUGAUGAUUCAGAAGAUAUUUGUCUUUGCAUUCACAUGGGCAUUUGGAGGGAUUUUAAAGCGUGAAGACCAACAUGAAGAAGACAUACUAUUCCGUAAAGGCUUUGAACAUGACUCCCUUGCAGAAGUAAACUAUAAUUUUGACAUCUUUGUCCGUGAAGUAUUUGAAGAUGAUUCAGAAAGAGACACUGGCAUCAACUUACCUGGUAGCGAGCGGUCUGUAUUUGGGUAUUUUGUGGACAUACAGCAAUGUGAGUUUAUGCCUUGGUCAGAUUUAGUUCCUACUGCUCAGGCCCUAAUUCAAAAAGGGACAUCGUUGCUGACUGACUUCCAGGGGUCUAGUGAGAACGUGCUAAGGAUGGACGAGUAUGGACAGUGUGUGAACUAUACGGCUACGAGAGACACUGUCUGCCUCUCUUUCCUCAUGAGCCUUUUUCUGAGGAACUCCUACCCUGUCCUUCUCACGGGCGACUGUGGUGUUGGGAAGAGUAUGGCCAUCAACAAGAUGCUGGAGCAGCUCGAGGGCCGAGGAACACUCAAUAUCAAAUAUGGGUCAAUUUUAGGAAAAGUCCUGUUACAUAAUGAUAGUAAAAGAUCAAGCCUCAGGCAGAAUAUCAACAUCUUGAUUGGUGAGCCCACCAAAACAAUUGGAGCAGGCUUUGAGCAGAGUGCAAAGAAAGAAGAGGCUAAAGCGGAUGACAGCACUAUUAUAAAUGAUAAAGGAAUUAUAGUCUCCACAAUAAAUUUUACCACCACCAUGACAGCCGCCAAAACCAAGGAGCUGCUUCUGCGGAAGUUAGUAAGAAGAACCAAAGACAUUCUGGGGGCACCAAAGAACAACAGGAUUGUCGUAUUUAUUGAUGACUUGAAUAUGCCGAUAGUAGACGCAUGUGGAGCACAGCCGCCCCUGGAGUUGAUCAGACAGUUAUUAGAUAUGGGAGGUGUUUAUGACACUGAAAGGAACAUGUGGAAGAAUAUUCAGGAUCUCUCUCUAAUUGCUGCUUGUACCUCUUCUGCCAGUGGGAAGGAGGUCAGUCCCCGUCUCCUCAAACACUUCUCCACGCUGGUGUUGCCUCAUCCUCCACAGAGUGCCCUAUGCACAGUAUUUCAGGCUCAUUUGGGAAUGUAUUUCUCCAUCCAUAACUUCGUAAACGAGGUUCAGAAAUGCAGAGAUCAAAUUGUGUUGUGCUCCCUGGCAAUAUAUUAUGAAGUCUGUAAGAAACUUUUGCCAACGCCAACCAAAUGCCACUAUAUAUUUAAUCCCCGAGACAUGUUUAAGCUUCUGCUAGGGUUGAUGCAGGCAGAUAAGAAUGUAAUUAACUCCAAAGAGAUGGCUGCUCUGCUCCUAGUUCACGAAGCCAGCCGCGUGUUUCAUGAUCGUUUGACUGAUCACAGCGAGAAAAGCCUUUUCUACCAGCUUCUGUCAACAGAGCUCCAGAAUCAUCUGCAGAUUUACUGGAGUCAUGAGAGUCUGAUGAACAAGCCAGUUUUAUUUGUGGACUUCAUGGAUCUAAACAAGCCUCACCGGAAAAGGAUCUACCAGAACACUGAUAACUACAAUAAACUUCUCAGCAUCCUUUCCAAAUUCCAACAGAAGUUGGGUUCAUCAUCUCUGGAGAUGUCUCAUUCGGUUGUAUUCUUCAAGGAAGCUAUAGAGCAUAUUACAAGAACUACCAGGGUCCUUCGACAGCCAGGAAGUCACAUGUUACUGAUGGGAACUGACGGCUGCGGGAAGGAAACGUACGCAACCAUAGCCUGCUACGUGGCAGAAUACAAAGUGUGCAAAGUGCCUAUCUCUCACAACUACGCUAUCUCAGAGUUCAAAGAAAUGUUUAAAAAGGUGUUUAUUCAAACAGGCUUGGAAGAGACCCCCACAGUUGUCAUGGUGACCAACUUACAAGAAGAGCAUGUGUCAUUUCUGGAAGAUUUGAACUACAUUAUCACUGCAGGAAAGAUUUCUAAUAUGUUUGAAAAUGAGGAGCUGGAUUCUAUCGUUAUGAGAGUCGGAACGUUUGCCGAGCAGUCGACUUGCAUAGAAGAUAGAAAAUAUUUACUCUCAUUAUUCCAAAAGAAAGUAUCUAAAAAUCUGCAUAUCUAUAUGAUAAGUACCACGGGACCUAACUUCCGCCAUAACUGUCGCGUUUACCCCGCCAUGAUCAGUUCCUGCACCAUCGACUGGUUCCAGCGGUGGCCCGACGAGGCCCUCCUUGUUGUGGCCAACUCCUACCUAAAAGAAAAGCUGAAAGUAGAGGACAAAGAGGAUAAAAUAAGAGAGUUUGCCCCAACAUGUGUCGAAAUCCACAAAAGUAUGAAAGAUUUGAGUGCAAAAUACUUUGAAGAAACUGGAAGGCACUAUUACAUCACUCCCAGUUGCUACUUUAAGUUCUUGGAGACAUUUACCCACAGUCUGAGGAUAAGACAAGAAGAGAUGCAGACCAAGAGGAAUCGCUUCUACAUGGGACUUUCCAAGAUUCUGGAAGCAACUGUCCUGGUCACAGACAUGCAGGAAGAACUUUUGGUUAUUGGUCCUCAAAUAGAACAAAAAGCAAAGGAAAAGGAAAUCUUGAUGGAAAAACUGCGGAAAGAUUCACAAAUAGUCGAAAAGGUUCAGGUGCUUGUGAAACAGGAUGAAGAAAUUGUGGCUGAACAAGUGAAAAUUGUGGAAGAGUAUGCUCAGAAAACUUCCAAUGAACUAAAAAAUGUGCUGCCUUCUUUAGACAAGGCAAUUGUGGCCCUGAAUGCCCUGGAUAAAAGUGAUAUUUCUGAAUUAAGAGUCUACACGCGCCCUCCCUACCUUGUUCUGACGGUCAUGAACGCCGUGUGUAUCCUUCUAGAAAGGAAGCCCAACUGGGCGACAGCAAAGCUGCUGCUUUCAGACACCAGCUUCCUAAAGCGACUAAUUAACAUUGACAAGGACAGCAUCCCUGACAAGGUGUUCUUGAGGCUCAAGAAGAUUUUAAAUCUGCCUGAUUUCAACCCCAACAAGAUUGCAAUGGUUUCUGUGGCUUGUUGCUCCAUGUGCCAGUGGGUGAUCGCUUUGAAUAACUACCAUGAAGUACAGAAGGUGGUGCGUCCUAAGCAGGCACAAGUGGCAGAGGCUCAGAACGUCCUUCAGAUUGCAAAGCAAAGGUUGUUCGAAAAGCAAAGAGGUUUACAACUGAUUGAAGAACAUCUGCAGUUCUUGCACUCGUCCUACAGAGACAUUGUUACUGAAAAGCAUCAACUGGCAGCUCGGAAAAAGCUGGCCACCAAGCGCCUCCAGUGCGCAUCUGUCCUGCUGACCGUCCUGGAGGAUGAGAAGAUCCGAUGGCAAGAAACGAUCAACGAGAUAGACAGCAAGCUGAAAGGCGUCUGUGGUGACACACUCCUUUCAUCCGCGUGCCUCGCCUACAGCGGAGUCUUAACGCCAGAGUUCCGUGAACUGGUGAUUCAGAAAUGGAAAGACUUCUGCACUCAGGCAGAAAUCAUCUUGUCACCCAAUUUUUCCUUAAUUGAUGUAAUGGCAGAAAAAAGUGAGAUUCGCCGGUGGCAUAAUCAAGGGCUGCCUCUUGGGCAGCAUUCGGCGGAAAAUGCCAUCUUGAUGAAAAGGACGAAGCAGUGGCCACUGGUGAUCGACCCGCACAAGCAAGCACUCCACUGGAUCCGCCAGAUGGAAGGGCCCAGGCUGCAAGAGAUUUCUGCUCAAGAUAGCAAUUACACCAAAAAACUGGUGAUUGCCAUGCAAGCAGGAGACCCUGUCCUCCUGCAGAAUGUCCCUGAAACAUUCCCUCCCAAUUUGAGGGCAAUGCUAAAGAAGGAUAUUUCCCAGAAAAGAGGGCAAUAUUACAUCAAAAUUGAUGAUACUGAGAUUGAAUUCAAUGACAAGUUCAGGUUGUACUUAUCUACAGAAUUAGAAAACCCCAAUUUUUUUCCAUCAGUUUAUAACUUUGUUACUAUUAUCAACUUCACGGUAACAUUCCAAGGUUUGCAAGAUGAGCUCCUAUCUAUAGUAGUAAGUCACGAAGUUCCUCAUUUGGAAAAUCAACGUGCCCAGUUAUUGGAGAGUAUUUCUCUUGAUGCUAUAACUCUGGAGGAGCUGGAGGAUAAAACAUUGACCUUACUCCAGAAAACAGAAGGAAGUGUGUUAGAUGAUGAAGAGAUUGUAGAAACCCUGAGAAAAUGCAAAAUGACUUCAAAUGAGAUUUUCAAACGUAUCAAAGAAACAGAAAAGGCAGAAAGCAAAAUUCAAGCAACGCGCAAGAACUACCUCCCCAUCGCCACUAGGGGCGCCCUGCUUUACUUCGUGGUGGCCAGCCUCUCCCAGGUGGCAAAGACUUACCAGUUCUCCCUGGAGUGGCUCCGGCGGGCUUUUGUUUCCUUUACAGUUUCCAAAACCAAAGAAGAAAAGCAUGAUUGGAAGACAGAUGAGACUUCUCAGGAAAAAGCCGAUGAGGUUUCCCUAAGUUCCUCAGAGCAAGAGAAUCUGGAGAGUGAGAGAAUUCCCUUAGCUGAGAAUAUCAAAAACACAAUAGAAACGCUCACAAGAAACGUGUUUAAGGUGGUCUCUUCAGCGCUAUUCAAUGAGCAUAAACUCUGCUUCGCCUUCGGACUUUGCACCACCAUCAUGAGAGGGAAUUCCAGUGACACUCUGAUGGCAGACAACAUAGGAUUUCUACCAGAAGAGGAAUGGAACAUCUUUUUAUAUAGCAACAUUUUGAUAAAUAUUAAAAAUAUACUAUCCAAGCCUAGACUCAACAGUAUAUUUGAAAUACGGAGAAAUGACCAUCUCCAGUGGGUGCCGGACCUGAGGUGGAGGCAGUGCCAGUACAUCAGCAAUCAAAUGGAGCCCUUCUCCCUUCUGUGCAAGUCCCUCCUGUCAAAUGAGCAGCAGUGGAACGCCUUCAGGGAUGCUAUGGCUGUGUACUCGCUCAUGAGCAGGCCUUUCUUCUCAGAUGCACCUUUGCCUCAGAAAAAACCCAGAUCAGCAAAGGAGGCUGAACUUCUGGAUGAAAAUGAUGAAAUGUUUAACCCUAUAACUUUUCCUUGGGAAAAGCUCACUCAAUUUCAAAGGCUUAUCUUGAUUAAAAUUCUUCGGCCAGACCGUUUAGAAAAUUCAAUUAAAAAAUUUAUAACUGAAAAAAUGGGAAGUGAAUAUAUCCCCGACACUACAGUGAAUCUGAAAGAGUCGUUCAGUGAGUCUACUGCUCAAACUCCACUGAUCCUCGCCCACUCCUACGGGAUUGACCUCAACAAUCUUCUCCUGAGAUUUGCAGAAGAGUUCAAGGGAACGACCCCACAGGUGACCAUGAUUUCUCUGGGCCCAGACCAAGAAAACAAAGCAGAGGAAAUCAUUUUUAAGGCAGUGGGAAAAAAGCAUCAGUGGGUCUUCCUGCAGAACUGCCACCUGGCGGCAUCCUUCAUGCCAAGACUCACUGCCAUCAUAGACUCGUUUAGUAAUCCAGAUAUGGUGCUAGAUCCUGACUUUAGGCUUUGGCUAAGCUCAAAAGCAAGUGGUUUUUUCCCAAUUACUAUUCUUCAGAAAGGCGUGAAGAUUGCUGUGGAACCCCCCCAGGGAUUGAAAAGCAAUUUGCUUCAAAUGUUUGGCUAUGGCGGGAGUGGAGAGGUGACAGAAGAGAUGUUUGAAAAGCCUGAUUGUGGACCAUGGUGGAAAAAACUCCUCUUCAGCCUGUGUCUUUUCAGUGCCGUGCUCAUUGAGAGGAAAGCAUACGGAACACUGGGCUGGAACAUCCCCUACAGAUUCAGUUCCUCGGACCUGGAGGUGUCCUUAAAGGUACUGGGAAAUGUCCUCUCUGGUAAGUCAGAAGUUCCAUGGAAGGAGGUGGAUUACCUGAUCUCAGAAGUGACCUUUGGUGGCCGGGUGGUUGAUGAAUGGGACAUGCGGUGCCUGAAGACUCUUUUCUACAAAUUCUUCAAUCCUGAAAUGCUGAAGGAUGACUACAGUUUCUCUAGCAACGAGAUGUACCAGCCAGUGCCCAGCUCUGCAAGCUUAAAGGACUGCAUCAACAUUAUCCAGUCCUUCCCAGAUGACGACUCUCCAGAAAUACUAGGAAUCCACCCCGAGGCCACAUACACCUGCAGUGAGAUCAAGGCCCAGAAAUACAUUGAAAAUCUCAUCUGUAUGCAACCAAAAGAUGCCCCAGGCUACCUCCUGAUCAAGCCCAUGCAGAGCAAUGACGAGCUGGUAAUGGAGGUCCUAUCUGACAUAAUGUCACAGCUGCCCCUGACCGUGGAGAGCGAGGAAGUUUCUGGGCCUGGAAGCCAGAGCACAUUCAAUUUUAUUGUGUCAAGUCCAAUUUGGGAGAGGCUUCAUGAAAAUAUUCAAGGAUAUGAUCCUCUUAUCCACUCUGUCUUGAUACCUUUUCUGAAAAAAGAAAUAGAACGUUUCAAUAAGUUAUUAUCUGUCAUACAUAAAUCCUUAAAGAGUCUUCAACUCGCUAUAAAGGGUGAGAGCAUCCUCACUUCGGACCUGGAGGAGACAUACGACUCUUUCAUUCGGGCCAGAGUGCCCAUGCUGUGGCAGAAGAACGCCUACAAGUCCUGCAAGCCCCUGAGCUUCUGGGUGAGCAACCUCAUCCAGAGGGUGAACUUCUUCAACACCUGGGCCAAAGUGGCCUACACAGCCAUCCACCAACGGUACAUGUUGUUUAUAACAACCUGGAGACAGCUGGGCCAGAAAUCCAGACGUCCCGCUGACUUCAAGAUUGAAAUCACUGAUGGGUUCCCUGCACGAUACUGGCUCUCGGCUUUCUUCUCCCCACAAGCCUUUCUUACUGCUGUGCUUCAAGACUAUGGAAGAGCGCAAGGAAUCUCCAUGGACGCCCUCACUUUCACUCACAAAGUAAUUUAUAAUACCAAUGUCACUCAAGAGGAUGAUAUCUCCAAACUUCUCCAGAAGAGGCUCAACAUAGUCAGGAGAGCUUUCCAGCAACACCAGGACCACUCUCCCAAAGGAGUUUACAUUUUUGGUUUAUUCAUGGAGGGGGCACGAUGGGAUCCUGAACAGGAAGUGCUGGAAGAUUCGCUGCCCACUCAGUUAUGCUGUGAAUUUCCCGACAUGCUCUUUUUGCCAACAAAGAUUACUGAACCCUCCCCCUCCCAGGAUUCUGAGCAGACAGCCUCAGAACUGCAAACUUUUGAGUGUCCAGUUUACUACACGCCCGAGAGGUCAAGAAACACAAUUGGCUUACCAACACCUGUGCUAACAUCAGUGCAUUUACCCACGAAGAAACCUCCUAGUCACUGGAUCACCAUGCAGGUUGCACUGCUGUGUGAGAAGAAUGAAUGA
Molecule: messenger RNA, 13653 nt
Organism: Mus pahari (shrew mouse)
Lineage: Eukaryota; Metazoa; Chordata; Mammalia; Rodentia; Muridae
Gene: Dnah14
Product: dynein axonemal heavy chain 14
Exons: 84
Coding region: 1-13653 (4550 amino acids)
Biological process (GO): microtubule-based movement
Cellular component (GO): dynein complex
Molecular function (GO): ATP binding; dynein light intermediate chain binding; minus-end-directed microtubule motor activity
Source: RefSeq, a predicted model, not a curated record